AUGCUCAUUAACCACCUUACACAACAAAAGGCCAAGAUAACCAAGAGGAAACAAGAAUUAAAGAAAGCCAAGAAAAGCAAGAAUGAUAUCAAGAAAAUCAUUUCUGACGAAAUCACAAAGCCGUUAACCCAAUUGAAGCUUUCCCUUGCCUCCGGUAAUACACAGAGUAUGCCAGUAGCCCUUUUGGACAACAAGGGCGUCAAACUUAUUAAAGAAUUUUUUGGUACUUAUGGGCUGCCUUGCGAAUUUAUGAAAGCAAGUAUAUAUUAUGAUUGUAAGGCACAGCCUUUGAAGCACCUUGAAGCAUAUUACAAGAUGGCAAAGUACUGUGAAGAAUUAGGCUACAAAUCAUUCAUGUGUUUUCCGCUCCGUCGAACGUAUGUGCCAUGCUAUAUGACGAUUGAUACGUUGAUCGUGAACAAUCAUAUUCUGUGUAAUACAAAUAGAUCCAAUUUAGACAAAGGCUUCAUUUGGAGCCAAAUAGUCAACCUCUCAUCGAAGGGCAUGAAGGAUCAAGGUGCUUCAAAAUCUUUGAAAUUUCGUGGAAUGAUUCAGUCUGAUGGUGUAGGUGUGUCGGUGUUGAAGCAAAAUAAAGAGAGUACAAAGGGUGGUACGCGUGGUACCAGACUAGAAGAAGACGACAACUUUCGAUACAUACACCAGUUGUCCAAAACUGAACUUGAGGAAACUACCGGAAGAUGUGUCUUUAUUGAUCCUGGACGGAGAGAUAUGCUCUAUUGCAUGCAGAAGAAUAGUGAAUCUGGAAAAGACAAACACACCUACAGAUACACCAGCAACCAGUGUGCGGUUGAGACGAAAAAAAGAAAAAUUAGGAAACUGCGCGACAUAAAAAAACCUACGUCAGUAAAGGAACAUGAAAACUAUCUAUCAAAAUUUCCAGCAUCAGCAAUCAAAGUAGACAAGUUCUCUGACUAUCUCAAAGUACGUUCUAUAGUUGAAGAUCCACUUCGAGAGUACUACUCAAACAAAAACAUACCCCACAAAAAUGCCAAUCUGCUUCCCUUUCGCGAGUUGAAAUUAUCAUCUAUCAUAAAUAAACAACAAUUCGAUCAUCGCUUAGCACAGACUUUGAAGCAACAAUUUGGAAACGAUGCUAUUCUCAUUCUUGGGGACUGGAAUGCCGGAAAUACAAAAAGGAUGCUCAAGAAGCAUGGUUUCUCUGUUUUACUUAUAGAUGAACAUAAAACGUCUUCACUGUGCCCUACUUGUAAGGUCGGUAAACUGGAAACUUUCAAAAAAGUUCAAAACCCACAAUCUUUUCGUCGUUCGAAAUAUCACAAGGUGGAAUGCCACAGACUCUUACGAUGCCUCAAUCAUCAAUGUUUGGAGUCCCUCCGCCUCUGGAACCGAGAUCUUGCUGUGGUCUUAAACUUUCGCGAUAUUUUGAAGUCUCACCGAGAAGGGCUUGGCCGCCCAACUCGAUUCAAGAGACAAUCUUUGAAACGCCCCUUACCCAAUAAUCAACAAGCUUCUUCCAGAAAACUUUUCCGCCAUAUGUCAUCCAAUGAAGGCCGCGAAUCUGCCUGAGGGAUGGAUAUUAAUAUGGUAAACAUUGAUACAGGUGAGUUCUAUUUUUUUUUUUUCUAUU
Cokeromyces recurvatus is the source of this 1609-nucleotide messenger RNA. RefSeq lists its product as uncharacterized. NCBI's taxonomy places the organism in Eukaryota, Fungi, Mucoromycota, Mucoromycetes, Mucorales, Mucoraceae. The transcript has 3 exons. The record is from RefSeq and is a predicted model, not a curated record. Bases 1 to 1548 code for a protein of 515 amino acids.